AGUCAACCUCUGGAAGUAAGUCAGCUCUACUAUGAAAGAAAAGUGCGGAAUGUCGCAAGAAGUAAAGUGAUUUCGACCAGAUGUCGCUUGUCUCCACAUCUCCCCUCGUCUCCAGAAGAGGAUGGCGCAGCAGUGGAGGGCCUGUGCGCGCCAGGUCGGGGCGGGUAUAAUAAAGGAAUUUGAUAUCUUCAUGGCAACAGCUUGGCAAAAGCGUUGACUACAGAGUGAGGCUCAAGUCCACUUCCUAACAGUUUGCAAGAGUCCGCCCAGUGAGUUGCAACCCCUUCUAUCAGGAAGAAUCUUAUUUCUUUCGCCGCCCCGCAGCCCCUGAAGGGGACAGUCUCAAAGGUUGUGUCUGUCGUGACUUGAUCCCCUCUUCUCACCACGCUUCCCCCACCCUCCCAGCAAUCGCCGUCAUCCCGCCCUUUCUCCACCUCCUGCCUUGAAAAUGGGUACAGACAGGUCCUGGAACAACCUACGGAGAGAGAGGCUUCAUUGGUUGGAUCCAAAUCCUAGCAGGAGGGAGGGGGAACAGGAGGGAAAAGCUAAGCAAUGCUGUGUGGUGGGGACGCACUUGGGGUAGGGGGUUGUAGACCCGAGGAGGGGCAGGAGACUCUGGUCCUGCUCCCCAGAGUUAAAGAUCGGAAAGAACUUGCUCAGCGUAGCGGUGCAAGCGCGCCAGUGUUAACCCCGAAAGCUUCAGGAGGCGGGCACGAAAGGGUGUUGAGCGGUAUGCAUAGCUCUCCAUACACAUUGAGAGCUGCGCGAGAAAAGGAGGGGGCGAGGAAAGGCAGGUUCCGCCUCCCCCCGGCCCGCGUGCACACACGCGCCCACCGCGGCUCGGGCCGGCUGAGCGCGGGCGAGAGUGAGCGCGGGCGAGUGUGAGCGCGAGUGUGCGCACGCCGCGGAGAGCCUCUGCCCUCGCCUCGCACCCUGCUCAGGGCAUCUUAAGAGGCUGGAAACGUGAACAGGCUUAAAGUAUGGCAUGUUGCAAAAAUGGUUUCUGCCAAGAAGGUACGCGCGACCGCGACAUCCUCCGGGGUCAGUUUCGCCCUCCUACACUUCCUGUGCCUGGCGGCUUGUUUAAACGAAACCCCAGGACAGAACCAAAAAGAGGAGAAAUUAUGCCAGGAAAAUUUUACCCGCAUCCUGGACAGUUUACUCGAUGGUUAUGACAACAGGCUGCGUCCCGGAUUUGGGGGUCCUGUUACUGAAGUAAAAACUGACAUAUAUGUCACAAGCUUUGGACCAGUUUCCGAUGUUGAAAUGGAAUACACAAUGGAUGUGUUCUUCAGACAGACAUGGAUUGACAAAAGACUAAAAUAUGAUGGCCCUAUUGAAAUUUUGAGAUUGAACAAUAUGAUGGUAACAAAAGUAUGGACCCCUGAUACUUUCUUCAGGAAUGGAAAGAAAUCUGUCUCCCAUAAUAUGACAGCUCCAAAUAAGCUUUUUAGAAUUAUGAGAAAUGGCACUAUCUUAUACACGAUGAGACUCACCAUAAGUGCAGAGUGUCCCAUGAGAUUGGUGGAUUUCCCCAUGGAUGGUCAUGCAUGCCCUCUGAAAUUUGGGAGUUAUGCAUAUCCGAAGAGUGAGAUGAUUUAUACCUGGACGAAAGGUCCUGAGAAAUCAGUAGAAGUUCCAAAGGAGUCUUCCAGCUUAGUUCAAUAUGAUUUGAUUGGACAAACCGUAUCAAGUGAAACUAUCAAAUCCAUUACGGGUGAAUAUAUUGUUAUGACGGUUUACUUUCACCUCAGACGGAAGAUGGGUUAUUUUAUGAUUCAGACGUACAUUCCAUGCAUUAUGACAGUGAUUCUUUCUCAAGUUUCAUUCUGGAUAAAUAAGGAAUCAGUUCCAGCUAGGACUGUAUUUGGAAUAACCACAGUCCUCACCAUGACCACACUGAGCAUCAGUGCACGGCAUUCUUUGCCUAAAGUGUCCUAUGCUACUGCCAUGGAUUGGUUCAUAGCUGUCUGCUUUGCUUUUGUAUUUUCGGCCCUCAUUGAGUUUGCGGCUGUCAACUAUUUUACCAAUGUUCAAAUGGAAAAAGCCAAAAAGAAGACAUCAAAAGCCCUCCAGGAAAUUCCGGCUGCUCCAGUGCUGAAAGAAAAGCAUCCUGAAGCACAUCUGCAGAACAUAAAUGCCAAUCUGAACAUGAGAAAAAGAACAAAUGCCCUGGUUCACUCUGAAUCCGAUGUUGGUAGCAGAACCGAGGUGGGAAACCAUUCGAGCAAAUCUUCCACAGUUGUUCAACGAUCCUCUGAAGCCAUGCCACAGUCUUACUUAGCUUGCAGUCCAAACCCGUUCAGCCAUGCAAAUGCAGCUGAAACUAUAUCUGCUGCGAGAGCCCCUCCAUCUGCUUCUUCUUCUACUCCUAGUGGAACUGGGUAUGUGCCUCGACCAGCUUCAGUUGCAUCUGCUUCUACCCACCGCGUAUUUGGAUCAAGACUGGAGCGAAUUAAGACCACAGUUAAUACCAGAGGGGCUUCUGGGAAGUUGUCAGCCACUACUCCUCCCUCAGCUCCACCACCUUCUGGAUCUGGCACAAGUAAAAUAGACAAAUAUGCCCGCAUUCUCUUUCCAGUAACUUUCGGGGCGUUUAACAUGGUCUAUUGGGUUGUUUAUUUAUCGAAGGACACUAUGGAAAAAUCAGAAAGCCUAAUGUAAUUUUGUUGCUAUAGUAGUUUCCUAAAAGAUGAUGAACUUAAUGCAGAAUGUCUUUUUAAAUGUUUUUAAAGAUAAACAAUUAUUCUUUACUAAAAU
Messenger RNA from Ceratotherium simum simum (southern white rhinoceros), 2760 nucleotides. RefSeq names its product gamma-aminobutyric acid type A receptor subunit alpha4 (gene GABRA4). Gene Ontology annotation, molecular function: extracellular ligand-gated monoatomic ion channel activity; GABA-A receptor activity. The record is from RefSeq and is a predicted model, not a curated record. Gene Ontology annotation, biological process: monoatomic ion transmembrane transport; chloride transport; gamma-aminobutyric acid signaling pathway. Gene Ontology annotation, cellular component: membrane. NCBI's taxonomy places the organism in Eukaryota, Metazoa, Chordata, Mammalia, Perissodactyla, Rhinocerotidae.